This is a messenger RNA of Corticium candelabrum, 1176 nucleotides long. RefSeq lists its product as uncharacterized. The record is from RefSeq and is a predicted model, not a curated record. The transcript has 9 exons. NCBI's taxonomy places the organism in Eukaryota, Metazoa, Porifera, Homoscleromorpha, Homosclerophorida, Plakinidae. Bases 120 to 950 code for a protein of 276 amino acids.
UGAAAAAGAUACUAGAAUCGUCGCAGUUCGCUGAGGGGUCAUUGAUUAGGUUGAUCAAGAAUAUUUCGUCGCAAUCGAAGUACGACAACGUUACAAGGCAAAUUGAAUCGCUCGCUAGGAUGGCGACAGAAGAUGAAAGUGGAUACGUGAUGGCGACCAGGAAUAGUGGAGAAAAUUUUGAAUUGAAGUAUGACGAUGAAGAAUUGUAUGAAGACCUGUUGCCACUCAAAAAAGACACUUCCAGCAGCGAAGACGAAUACGAAUCUAAUGAAUCUGAUAUCUCUGAACACAUUUACGACGAAGUUGAUCCCUUUCAACCCAACGUUGUUAUCCCAAAACGAAGAGAACCAAAUUUUCCUCGCAACUUCGUCGUGUCGCAGCAUUUUGGUCAGGAACUAAUGGAGACGGUAAGAGACAAGAGGACCACAGUUAAACAAGAUCCUAAAUUGGAUCGGGAUUACAUUUAUUCACCUCCACCAGAGCUGCAUGCUAAAGAAACGAGUAGACGACGAGGAAGCUCUGGGGCAAAACCUAUCAACAACACUGAAUCCAAAGCUGAUGCGGUUCGGCGGACAUCGUUUGAGUCCAGCUUCUCAGAGAAUCGACCGAGAAGUACAUAUGUUCGUCGGAGGAGGAAGAAAAGUGACAGUGUCGAGCUGUCAGGAUAUGUUGAGUGCUCUGAAUUAUUUGCAGAAGGUCGUCCACCUUCUGCUUCCGUUUCAAAGAGUUCGCUGUGUUUGAAAGACGGUGCAGAUAGCGGUGAACACGCUAUAGCAAAGCAAAAGAGUUUGAAAAAGCAAGUUAAAGCUUUUUUCAAAAAACGGUCUUCUCAAAGUCAACUCACCAGAAAUGACUCCGAGUCUGGAAAUUCCUGCCAACCAUGUGGCAUAACUCAUGAGCACGAAAAACAAGUUCCAAGUUGUGGCAUCGCAAAGAAAGCCUCCGCCUGACUGACAAAUACGUGAAAAACAAACUAAAACAAUCGUUUUGAGUGAAACAGCAAACAUGUAGUUAUUACUUUGUUUCAUUAUUACUCAACGCACACUGCAACAGUAUCUAGAGAGACGUGUGCGUAACUAUACAUAUACUACAGUAGUAUGUGCCCCCCUCGUUGCUAUACAUUGUACUAUGGUUGUCUACCUAAUUUACAGGAAAUAUCAAUUUUCAUAAAUGUUG